Molecule: messenger RNA, 2194 nt
Organism: Ochotona curzoniae (black-lipped pika)
Lineage: Eukaryota; Metazoa; Chordata; Mammalia; Lagomorpha; Ochotonidae
Product: RNA polymerase-associated protein LEO1
Exons: 12
Coding region: 66-2054 (662 amino acids)
Biological process (GO): transcription elongation by RNA polymerase II; positive regulation of transcription elongation by RNA polymerase II
Cellular component (GO): nucleus; Cdc73/Paf1 complex
Molecular function (GO): RNA polymerase II C-terminal domain phosphoserine binding
Source: RefSeq, a predicted model, not a curated record
GUUCCGUGCCGUAAAGCAAGCCGUGAAGCCGCCCCGAGCCGAGGCUGCAGCAUUCGUGAGCGGCAAUGGCGGAUAUGGAGGAUCUCUUCGGGAGUGACGCCGACAGCGAUGGCGAGCGUAAAGAUUCUGAUUCUGGAUCGGACUCAGAUUCUGAUCAAGAGAAUGCCGCUUCUGGCAGUAAUGCCUCUGGGAGUGAAAGCGAUCAAGAUGAGAGAGAUGACUCAGGACAGCCAAGUAACAAGGAGUUGUUUGGCGAUGACAGUGAGGAUGAGGGCGCCUCCCAUCACAGCGGCAGUGACAACCACUCGGAUCGGUCAGACAACAGGUCCGAGGCCUCCGAGCAUUCUGACCACGAAGACAAUGACCCCUCAGACAUGGAUCAGCACAGCGGGUCAGAAGGUGGCAACGAUGAUGAAGAUGAAGGCCACCGAUCCGAUGGCGACAGCCAUCACUCAGAAGCAGACGGUUCUGAAAAAGCACCUUCAGACGAUGAAAAAUGGGACAGAGAAGAUAAAAGUGACCAGUCCGACGACGAUGAGAAGACACACAAUUCCGACGACGAGGAGAGGGCCCAAGGGUCGGACGAGGAGAAGCUGCAGAACUCGGACGACGAGGAGAAGAUGCAGAACAGCGACGAGGACGAGGAGCAGCAGCAGCUGUCCGAGGAGGAGAAGGCCAAUUCUGACGACGAGCGGCCAGCGGCCUCUGAUAACGAGGAUGAGAAACAGAAUUCCGACGACGAGGACCGGCCCCAGGCGUCCGACGAGGAGAAAAUGCAGAAUUCUGAUGAGGAGCGGCCACAGGCCUCAGAUGAAGAACACAGGCAGUCGGAGGAGGAGGAAGAGGAGGAGCAGGACCAUAAAUCAGAAUCCGCAAGAGGCAGUGAUAGUGAAGACGAAGUGCUGCGAAUGAAGCGCAAGAAUGCCAUUGCAUCUGAUUCAGAAGCCGACAGUGACACUGAGAUGCCAAAAGAUACUGGUGGAACCAUGGAUCUGUUUGGAGGUGCAGAUGAUAUAUCUUCAGGGAGUGAUGGAGAAGAUAAACCACCUACGCCCGGCCAGCCUAUUGAUGAAAAUGGGUUGCCUCCGGAUCAACAGGAAGAAGAGCCAAUCCCCGAAACCAGGAUAGAAGUAGAAAUACCCAAAGUAAACACAGAUUUAGGAAACGACUUAUAUUUUGUGAAGCUGCCCAAUUUUCUCAGUGUAGAGCCCAGACCUUUUGAUCCCCAAUACUAUGAAGAUGAAUUUGAAGAUGAGGAAAUGCUGGAUGAAGAAGGUAGAACGAGGUUAAAGCUAAAGGUGGAAAAUACCAUACGAUGGAGGAUCCGCCGCGAUGAGGAAGGAAAUGAGAUUAAGGAAAGUAAUGCUCGGAUCGUCAAGUGGUCAGAUGGCAGCAUGUCCCUGCAUUUGGGCAAUGAAGUGUUCGACGUGUACAAAGCUCCACUGCAAGGUGACCACAAUCAUCUUUUCAUAAGACAAGGAACUGGUCUCCAGGGACAAGCCGUCUUUAAAACGAAGCUCACCUUCAGGCCUCACUCUACAGACAGUGCCACGCAUCGAAAGAUGACGCUGUCCCUAGCGGACAGAUGUUCCAAGACACAGAAAAUUAGGAUCCUUCCCAUGGCGGGUCGGGAUCCUGAAUGCCAGCGCACAGAAAUGAUUAAGAAAGAAGAAGAGCGUCUGAGGGCAUCCAUCCGGCGGGAGUCUCAGCAGCGGCGGAUGAGAGAGAAGCAGCACCAGCGGGGCCUGAGCGCCAGCUACCUGGAGCCUGAUCGCUAUGAUGAGGAGGAGGAGGGCGAGGAGUCCAUCAGUCUGGCUGCCAUUAAAAACCGAUACAAAGGGGGCAUCCGAGAGGAACGAGCCAGAAUCUACUCCUCAGACAGUGAUGAGGGAUCCGAAGAAGAUAAGGCUCAAAGAUUACUCAAAGCCAAGAAGCUCAACAGUGAUGAGGAAGGUGAGCCUUCUGGGAAGAGGAAAGCAGAAGAUGACGACAAAGCAAACAAGAAGCAUAAGAAGUAUGUGAUAAGUGAUGAAGAGGAGGAGGAAGAUGACUGAAGUCCAAAAAUGUGAAAACACUUUAUAUAUUGUAUUGUACAGCUUGUUUUAUAAAUAUGAUGUACACAUGAGUUAUUUUGAUUGAAAUGAAUUGAUUUGUUUCUGUGUAAUUUCUAAUUGUAAUAAAAAUUUUAAAGGCA